Astyanax mexicanus (Mexican tetra) is the source of this 3025-nucleotide messenger RNA. It is a transcript of the gene kcnj2a, whose product is annotated as potassium inwardly rectifying channel subfamily J member 2a. Bases 377 to 1651 code for a protein of 424 amino acids. Gene Ontology annotation, molecular function: inward rectifier potassium channel activity. Gene Ontology annotation, cellular component: plasma membrane. NCBI's taxonomy places the organism in Eukaryota, Metazoa, Chordata, Actinopteri, Characiformes, Acestrorhamphidae. The record is from RefSeq and is a predicted model, not a curated record. Gene Ontology annotation, biological process: regulation of monoatomic ion transmembrane transport; potassium ion import across plasma membrane. The transcript is spliced from 2 exons.
AGAUCUAGCCGGAGUUGUGCACGUGGGACCGGAGUGUGUGAAGUGUGUGUGGAGAUAAGAGGUUUUGGGUUGGAUUUAGCUGAGACUCCAUGUUUUACUCGCACUGAUGACCAACAGGACGGCUCAUUGAUGACCAGGAGGGACAGAUGAGAGCGGAGUGAUCGGAGCACCUCUGCCGGGUCCUGCAGACCUUUCCUUUCGUCGGAAGGUUGAACCGGAGCGACGCGACGCCCUACAGCGUCCGGCUCUCGUCAGUCUCACCAUUUCCUGCUUGUGUUGGUCCCUCAGCGCUUCAAAACUGUUUCUCCAACGCUUUUUCCAGAAACUCAGACUGUUUUCCAAAGCAGAAGCAGCACCAGCCUCCCAGACUGAGGGGAUGGGAAGUGUGCGGGCUAACCGCUACAGCAUAGUGUCAUCAGAGGAGGACGGAAUGAAGUUGGCCACUAUGGCGGUACCCAAUGGCUACGGGAACGGGAAGAGCAAGGUGCACACCCGGCACCAGCCGCAGAGCAGGUUCGUCAAGAAGGACGGACACUGCAACGUCCAGUUCAUCAACGUCAGCGAGAAGGGGCAGCGGUACCUUGCUGACAUUUUCACCACCUGCGUGGACAUUCGCUGGCGCUGGAUGUUCGUCAUCUUCUGCUUGGCGUUCCUGCUCUCGUGGCUGUUCUUCGGAUGUAUCUUCUGGCUGGUGGCUAUCUUCCACGGCGACCUUGAAAACAAGAGCCCGAAAUGCGUUUCGAACGUGAGCUCCUUCACAGCGGCUUUCCUCUUCUCCAUUGAGACGCAGACCACCAUCGGCUACGGCUACCGCUAUGUGACGGACGAGUGCCCCGUUGCGGUCUUCAUGGUGGUGUUCCAGAGCAUCGUAGGUUGCAUCAUUGAUGCGUUCAUCAUUGGUGCGGUCAUGGCCAAGAUGGCCAAGCCCAAGAAACGCAACGAGACGCUGGUGUUCAGCCACAACGCCACUGUAGCCAUGCGGGACAAUAAGCUGUGCCUGAUGUGGAGGGUGGGGAACCUUCGCAAGAGCCACCUGGUUGAAGCCCACGUUCGGGCUCAGCUCCUGAGGUCUCGCACCACAGCAGAGGGAGAGUUCAUCCCUCUCGACCAGAUGGACAUCGAUGUAGGUUUCGACAGCGGCAUCGACCGCAUCUUCCUGGUCUCGCCCAUCACCAUCGUCCACGAGAUCGACGAGGACAGCCCCUUUUACGACAUGAGCAAGCAGGAGCUGGACAGCUCAGAGUUCGAGAUCGUGGUGAUACUGGAAGGCAUGGUGGAAGCAACCGCCAUGACCACGCAGUGUCGCAGCUCGUAUCUGGCCGGCGAGAUCCUCUGGGGCCACCGCUUCGAGCCGGUGCUGUUUGACGAAAAGAACUACUACAAAGUGGACUAUUCUCGCUUUCACAAGACCUACGAAGUUCCCAGCACCCCCCUGUGCAGUGCCAGGGAACUCGCAGAGAAAAAAUACAUCCUCCCCAACCCCAACUCCUUCUGUUACGAGAACGAGGGGGUGCUUGCCAACAAAGAGGAGAAGGAGGAGGUCGGGGACGUUGGCGGACCGGGACAGACGAUCACUGGCUUGGACUCGGAGCUCAAUCAGCUGGGCGUUCCAUCAGAGUCGCGGCCGCUGAGGCGGGAGUCGGAAAUAUGACUGCGCCGACCUCUCGGACGGGUCUAGCAGAAUCCUGCGGCUCUAACAGACACUUAGUGCUGGACUGAAGAAUAAGAAGAAGAAGCCCCGCGGGGGGCGCAGACUUAAGCUGACGGUACAGCUGUGAAGAUGGGGUUGACGGACAAUCUGUACAAGAGUGUUCUUACGAAUAUGCAUGACUUAAAAUACAAAAUACAACACAAAAAAACAGACUAGAGGCAUUGCACUGUGAACGGAAGUGCACAGAACGGAGGACAGGGGGAUUCGUCCCGUUAUGCAACACUACCUUUUAGACUGGUCAUUCUGUACAUCCCGCCGCGGGCAGGGUGCAUCUGCUACGUGCUAAAGCUACAAAACUUGAAAAUGUCAGGCAUGUUCUCCUGUGCAUUUAUCCGCCAGCGUGAAGCGCUGAAAACGUGAAAUAUCGAAUUUAAGAUUUAGGUUUUACUGGCGAUGCUAAUGCUAACGCUAUUUCUAAUGGUAGACACAUGGUAGAGCUAAUCUACCUGAAACCUUACUUACUCUAAUGAAGAGCAGACUGAGCCGAUUUAACAGGGUUAUACCUUAGAUUUGUAUUAUUCACUAAUCAACCAAAAACAGAAACAACUAGAGUAGAAAAUGAUGCUUUCAUGAUAUUAAAUUAUAGCUACUGUCAGUGUUACCCAGCUUUCCAUAGUAAACCAUAGUAUAUAGUAUUUAUUGAUCUGUAUCACCAAGUUCUGCUCAUUCUGGGUUCUGUUUAAGGUCCAAUCCCAAUUUUGUUAGAUUCUUGUUAGGUUGGAGGGGUUAGGGGAUGUGUUGGGGCUGGUAAGAAGCAGCAAAAAAGACCAAAGAAAGCCACAAAUUAGAGUAUUUUCCUUGGUAAAAUUAUGAUAACCAACAUAUUACCAAAGGUGUAGUUUUAAUGUUUUAAGGCCAUUUUCUUCAUAACAAACAUUUAAAAGAUGAUAGUAGUUCAUCUCAGUAGCUUGCUAGCGUUCACUAACUCCCCUGUUCCACCUUAAACGGUGCAACAGAUGGCACCAGAGGCUUCAGCAUUUAAGGUAGAAUGAAAAAAAUGUCGAAAAAAAAAGCUUAGGUUGCUGAACUUUAGCAAACUCUCCACUCCUAAAAUACUGUAACUAUCACUCUGUUCCAAAGGGAGAAGUUACACUUAAAAACAAGGGGUAGGGGUACAACAGAGAAUUGGGACUGGGCCUUAAUCCAAUAUUAAAUUGAGUUAAAGGUCGUUGCCAUGUGGGUCAGCCAGACGUCUUCUUAGCUUAGGGUCUUGAGUAGAUCAGAGCUCAAUUUGAAAACGUUAAAAGUCCUUUACAGGGUUUUUAUUGAUAUUUAAAUAUAUAUAUUAAUAUAUAUAUAUAUAUAUAUAUAUAU